This is a messenger RNA of Dermatophagoides farinae (American house dust mite), 2313 nucleotides long. RefSeq names its product sorting nexin-29. The record is from RefSeq and is a predicted model, not a curated record. NCBI's taxonomy places the organism in Eukaryota, Metazoa, Arthropoda, Arachnida, Sarcoptiformes, Pyroglyphidae. Gene Ontology annotation, molecular function: phosphatidylinositol binding.
AACAACAACAACAACACCAAGCAAAAGAUCAAGACAUUGUUGAGAUCUCUGUGUGUGUGUAUUGAUUGUGAAUUGGCUGGCUGACAUUCUUAUUUUUAUUUUUUGGCCAAGCAAAUGGUGAUGUGAAUUAAGUGUUUUUUUUCUAUUUACCUUCAAUACUCGCCCCUCUCACCACUCUCAUCGUAUAUAUACGAUAUAGACUUUUUUAAAAUAUAUUACGAUGUCGUUGUAGUCGUCGUCGUCAUCAUUGUUGACAUUUUUAUUAUCAUCAUACAUCAUUAUCAUAUGAUACAUACAUCAUAAUGUCUUCAUCAAAUACAAACAAUGAUAACCUUAAAUGUCAACAACAACAACGUAGUCUACUUCUCGAUCGAUUAGAUUCAUUGAUAACGCAGUGUCAUAAUCGUUUUGUUAAUCGUUAUGAAUUAGCCACUGAAAAUGAUUCAUUAGUAACAGAUCUUUUAUCGAUAAUUGAAGAAAUUUUCACUCAUGGAUUGUUGACAAAAAGACCAAAUAAAAUUAUUGGACGUGGAAACAAAUUAUUGAGCAAUAUUCUUACCAAGAAUGAUUCAAACCUGUAUUUUUGGAAUUAUAUUAGUUUAUUUCUUACCGAACAUGAAGUAAAACGAUUUUUAUCACUUCGUAAUAUCCAUACAGAUCUAGGUCGAGGACGUGCAUGGAUCCGUAAUUGUUUAAAUGAACAUUCGUUGGAAAAAUAUUUCCUAAUGAUCGUUGAAGACCAUCAUGAACAUCGACAACAAUUUUAUGAUGAUUGGGCCUUAUUUUUAUCUCAGGAUCUACUUAAUGGAUUGCCUUCAUUAUUUAAACGUAUAAAUUCAAUUCUCUUUGCCCUAAAUAUUGAUAAUGCAGAUCUGGAUAGGCCAUCAUUGUCAUUGUCAUCAUCACCAAAUAAAUUCGAAGAUGAUACGAUAGUCAAAUCUUUGGCACCGAUUAGAAAAAAUGAUGAAAAUGAUCGUUUAGUAAAAUCGAUGAGAAAAAAGAGCAAUUUGAUCAUAAUACAUGAUAAUGAUGAUGAUGAUGUUGAUGAUAAAUAUGAAGGUCCAGAAACUUCUGUUGCUUGCCUUGCUCGAAGUGCACCAGUCAAUUCAUUUCUUAUACCUUCAAGUAUGUCAACAGUAACUCAGGAAUCAAUGAUUGAUGAAUCGAAUUCAUCUGAAACUAAACGAAGUUUAUCAUCAUUAUCUCUAACUGAAUCUGAACCAUCAAAAUUAGUUCUUUAUCCAAUAUCUGAUGAUGUCAAUAUUGUACCAUCGUCAUCGACGAAUCCAAUUCUAGAUGAUAAAUAUCAAAAUGAUCAUUCCAACGAUGGUUAUUCUAUUUUAUGUGAAAAAAUUGAUGAUUUACAAAAAACUCGAGAUCGUCUGACAAAAGAGAAUAAUUUGCUCAAUAUUCAGAUGAAAAAAUAUAUAGCAACAAUUGAAUUGCUUAAAUAUAAUAAAUGUACAAUUCAAUCACAACCAGAAACAUAUCAGCAACAACAAUCAUCAUCCCAUCAUAGUGAUUAUUUAAAUCAUACAAUCGAAGAUUAUCAGAAAAAAUUGAUUCAAGUUUCUGAAAUGCAUGGUGAAAUUGUAGAAUUUAAUGAACAUCUAUAUAAAGUAAUACAGAUUAAAGAUGCAAUCAUUGCUAGAUUAAGAAAUGAAUUGAUCGAAUUACGAGGUCCUUUACCUGAUCAGGAUGAAGUAAUAAGCAUAUCAACGGAAUUAGAAUCGAAUACUCAUUCAUUGCAAUCAUUACCACAACCAUUGAUACAUGUAUGGAUACCAACGGCAUUUUUAUCCGGUGGUUUCAAGGGAAAAUCACAUCACAUCUAUCAGAUUUAUGUACGAAUUAAAGAUGAAGAAUGGAAUGUUUAUCGACGAUAUUCACAAUUUUAUAGCCUUUAUAGGUUAUUAAAAAAUCAAUAUCCAACAACGGCAAGAUUUGAAUUUCCACCGAAAAAAGCAAUCGGUAAUAAAGAUUCACGUGUCGUACAGGAACGUCGUAAGAAAUUGGAAUGCUAUCUACGUAAUGUAAUCAAUCAUAUACAGUUACAGCAUAUGGAUAUUAAUAAUAAAGAAAAAUUUACAACCAUUUUGCCUUUUCUUAGUGACAAAUAUUUCCUACAGGAUCGAUCACAAUCAGAAUCGAAUCUUCAUCAGCAUCAUCAACAACAACAACAGCAGCAGCAGCAACAACAACAAUCUAGUACAAGAAAUUAUCUGGGAUUCUAGACGCCAUCAAUCAAUCAAUCAAUGAAACAGUUCAAAUUAUUUUAUAUAAAUUUAAUUAUUAUCAUUGUUAUCUUUUUUU